Messenger RNA from Malaya genurostris, 1170 nucleotides. RefSeq names its product RNA/RNP complex-1-interacting phosphatase. The transcript has 7 exons. Gene Ontology annotation, molecular function: protein tyrosine/serine/threonine phosphatase activity; polynucleotide 5'-phosphatase activity. The record is from RefSeq and is a predicted model, not a curated record. Gene Ontology annotation, biological process: protein dephosphorylation. The coding region runs from base 136 to 1026 and encodes 296 amino acids. Lineage: Eukaryota; Metazoa; Arthropoda; Insecta; Diptera; Culicidae.
CCUGGCAUCUCUGUUCAUACCACAGAAUAGCUCUUUGGAAACUGUUUUGGUUAUUUAGUUGUGUAUUCAUUAAUAUUGUUAUUCAUUGCACGAUUUCUAUGAUUCUAGUAAUUUAACAAUUAAUAUCUCAGGAUCAUGCCUCGUAAAUUUCCUGACAGAUGGUUAGAUUACACUAAGUUCGGUGAUAAAGUUGAAGGUACAUCGUUCAUUCCACUCAAAGUGCCACUGAAAAAGGAAUUUUUUGAAGAUAGAGCAAUAGACAGCUUCACUCCAGAUGACGCUGUACAAGAAAUACCUAAUUUAGGGCUUAUAAUAGACUUGACGUUUACGGCUAAAUACUACAAUCCAACGGACUUCGAAUGUCAAGAUAUCAUGCACAAAAAAAUUUACACGAAAGGACAUGAAAUUCCCGGCCGCUAUCAAAUCAAUCAGUUCAUACACAUAGUAGACGACUUUCUGGCCAAUGACAAAAACAAAGAUAAAAUUAUUGGAGUGCAUUGUACACAUGGUUUGAACCGAACCGGGUAUUUUAUAUGUGCUUAUAUGAUCUUGGCACUGGGUCAGUCUCCGAGAACAGCAAUACAUUUGUUCAACAAAGCUCGUUCACAUAAAAUGGAAAGGGCCAACUACUUAAACUCUCUACUUCACUUUGUACCAUUCAGUUGUAGCAAUGGCUAUAACAAAUAUGAAGAAUCUGUUCGUCAAGACUUCUACGACGAUAAGUCCUUCAGCGGUAGACGAGAAACGCAGAGAAAGAACCGUAGUGAUCGACCUAAUUACCGUUAUAGAAGCCGUUCGCCUAGGUAUUAUCAGCAGUCCGAACAGGAUAACAAUAGCCGUCGCUCAUACAGAAACUGGAAAAGUGUCGAGAGUCGAUAUUACGACCGUACCAAUAGAGAUGAGGUAUCCAGCAGAGCGAAUAACUGGAAGGUGGAUUGUUUUGAUUACCUUGAUUCUAGAAGUAACAAUUGUGAUUUACCUUCAACUUCUAAUUCAACGAGUUAUAGAAAUAAUGAACGUAGUUGAAUUGCUGUUCAGGAUACAAACGAGAAUAGAAAAUCAUAACUAAAAUCAAAAUUGUUUCUGGAUUACAAAACAAAAUUGAUCUGAUAUCAUUUUUUGAAUGAAAACUACAAUUUCAAAUUAAAAAUAAAUCAACUAAUUGUUACA